CGUAUUUUAUACAUCUCAACGACAUCCAUCUCAGCAAUUUAUUUGAUAUGAAAACAUCUAGACAAUAAGACUCCUCGGUUUCCAGAUUCCUCGAUUAAAUUACUGCAUACUUCUGAGCGGUUCAUAACAUACCCAGUAAUAACGACGAAUACCUCCCACUCCGAAGGAAUGGCAACCUCAGAACCAUUUCUCGAUUCCUUGUGGGAUAUGAUUGAAAAGGCCACUCAUUAUAUGAACACAAUCCGCAUACCUAUUCUAGGAGAGUGGUCUUUCCGAUCGAUUUUCCAAAUCGGUUUGAUAUGGUAUCUUGUGAUCAAGCUAUCAACCCGAAGUACUCAGCUUGAGGAGUACAGAAAACGGCUUCAUAAUGCCGAAGCGCAGAUUCAACGAGAUGAAAAAUCCCGGAAAGAAGUUGCAGAGAUAGCUACGGAUCUUAAAGGGAUGUUGGAAGGGAGAUCGGGAAUACUUGAGAAUGACCAUGAGCUGGCUUCGAUUGUGAAAAAAGUAGAUGGGAUUUCACUGGCCACGGCUACUGCCCAACAGAAAGACAUUUCUAAAUCGAUUUCUUCUCCAUCCGGUCCAAAAAUGACUAUUAGUCAACUCUACAUCUACCCCAUCAAAUCCCUCCGGGGAUGCUCUCUCCCCUCGGCCACCCUAACCAAAGAAGGAUUUUCCUACGAUCGCAAAUUCAUGCUCCUUCGCAUCCACGAUCCCAAUUCCAAAUGGGGUCGCUAUCAAAAUAUGCACAUAUCCGAGUUUCCAGAAAUGGCUCUAUUCCACACCUCCAUCACAGACUCCACUCUUCACGUAACCUACCACGCUCCCUCUUCCUCCCCCCAAACCCCAGUCUCUUCCCACCCAACCCUAACCAUUGACCUCUCCCCCUCCACCCUCUCCCACCUCCCAGAAAUCUCAAUCACCAUGCACAAAAGCCCCAUGACAGCCUACGACAUGGGAUCCACCUACAACAGCUGGUUUUCCCAACACUUCAAAUACCCCGUACUCCUCGCCUACGCCGGGCUCAACCGACGUCUCGUUCUCGGCAAUCUCCCCGGAAAACCCGCAACCUACACCCCUCCCACUCGCCCCCUCCUCCAAAAAAUUCCCCUCCUCAAUUCCCUUCUCCCCACCCCCAAACCUCCCUCCAUCAUCUUCAACGACUGUGCCCCCUACCUCAUCAUCACCCAAUCCUCCUGUGACGACGUCACCAGUCGUCUCCCCUCCGGGCCCUCGCCAACCCCUAAAAUGGACAUUACAAAGUUCCGCGCCAACAUCAUUAUUUCCGGUUCGCCCCGCGCAUACGAUGAAGAUUACUGGGGCGGAUUAACCUUCUCCUCUAAUUCCCCUUCCGAUGCUAAUUCCGACUCCAAUUCCCCCAAAGAAAUCAUCCUAACCGCCAACUGCGGCCGUUGCGUCUCCCUCAACGUGGACCAUGAAACCGGUACCUCCGCUCCCAAAGAAAAAGAAGUCCUAAAACUCCUCAUGAAAGAUCGACGCGUAGAUGACGGCAUGAAAUAUAGUCCUAUAUUUGGACGCUACGGAUUUCUAGGAAAUGGAGAUGUGAAUGAAGGGAAGGUGUUGAGAGUUGGUGAUGCAGUGCAAGUUUCGAGAAGAAAUGGAGAGAGGACGAGAUUUUACUGGCCCGGUAUUUCCACCUAAUUCAAUACAUCUAAAUUUUGGGAACUUUGUUAUAUACAUACAGACAGCCACCCCUAUAUAGCCUAUUUAGCAAGCAAAUUAAGAAUCUAGGAAAGACGAAAAAAAAAAGAUGGCUUGAAAAGAACAUAAACGAAUUCGUUCAUUCAUUCAUCAAUUCGAAUAUUUGCUCUAUCUAGUGUUUCGUUUUUAGGUAGGUAGGAAGAUUUAUUUAUUUGCCCAUUAGACUGACCUGCCUUACUACUCAAUCCAUUUAAUCUCAUUCAUUCACACUCUGCAGCUAUGCUUCUCUUGUA
Molecule: messenger RNA, 1952 nt
Organism: Botrytis deweyae
Lineage: Eukaryota; Fungi; Ascomycota; Leotiomycetes; Helotiales; Sclerotiniaceae
Exons: 3
Coding region: 169-1659 (496 amino acids)
Molecular function (GO): pyridoxal phosphate binding; molybdenum ion binding; catalytic activity
Source: RefSeq, a predicted model, not a curated record